Molecule: messenger RNA, 615 nt
Organism: Monomorium pharaonis (pharaoh ant)
Lineage: Eukaryota; Metazoa; Arthropoda; Insecta; Hymenoptera; Formicidae
Product: protein ALP1-like
Exons: 1
Coding region: 1-615 (204 amino acids)
Source: RefSeq, a predicted model, not a curated record
AUGGUAGAUGAUGAUUACAAUUUUACAUUUGUCGACAUAGGAGCAAAUGGUCGAGCAAGUGACAGUGCUAUUUUCAGAGAUUCAAAGCUUAAUCAAGCCUUAGAGAAUAAAUCAUUUGGUCUCCCAGAAAAUGCAGUGAUUGUUGGAGAUGAUGCGUUUCCUCUGCGUUCUAAUCUGUUGAAACCUUAUAAUAGAAGAUUACUCAAUGAAGAAGAACUUAUCUUCAAUUAUCGAUUGUCUCGAGCAAGACGUAUUUCUGAAAAUACUUUUGGUAUGUUAGUAUGGAGAUUUGGUGUGUUCCUGCGAACAAUAAACCAGACGCCUGACAGGGUAGAUAAAAUUGUUUGGGCUGCAUGUGCAAUCCAUAAUUGGCUCAGGAAAACUUCGGCAUCAACGUACCUACCACCUAAAUCUGUUGAUGUAGAAGACACUGCUACUAGAGAUGUUAUUCCAGGACAGUGGCGAGAACAAGUAGGAAAUUUAGCAGUUGUUAAUUUAAAAAAUUCUAAUAACUACAGCUUUACUGCAGAGAGAAUAGGAAAACAGUAUGCUGAAUACUUUGUUGGAGAAGGAGCACUUCCUUGGCAAUUAAAGAAGAUUGGAAGAAAGAUUUAA